AGGAGAGAUGAGAGAGAGGAGGGUGUGGGCCAUUUUUCCCUCACCUUAUUCUCCUCUCUUUCUCUUCAUUGUCGCGCUUUCUCUCCCUCUGGCUCUGUACCACUCCGUCCAUCUCUGAAGUGUGAGCGAGUGAGCGGCUCAAGGAGUCCUCGGCUGUAUGAGUCAGACUGAGAUAAAAGGAGAUCACCAAAACAAUGGAGUGCUUCAACAACGUACUCCUCAAACUGCGGGAGAUCCACGAGCGAGAAGUGGAGGGUUGGCAAGGGAAAAUCCAAGAGCUGUCCAACAAAAAGGGCUGUGAUACAAAGCGCAUGGAGGAACUGUUCACCAAAAACCAGCAGAUGAAAGAACAGCAGAGAUUACUCAUCGAGAACAUCAAGACACUGGAAAACAGGCUGAGGGCGGGGCUGUGUGACAGAUGUACAGUAACUCAGGAGGUAGCCAAGAGAAGACAGAUGGAAUUUGAAGCCUCGCAGAUACAAAGCCUCCAGCACAUCGCUCUACUGGCGGGGGAGAUGACCAACAUGAAAAAGGAGAACAAGAGACUUAGAGAUGAGCUCAGGAAUUUAAGAGCAGCACUUGACAGAGCUCACAGUGACCACUCCUCCAAUAGGAGCACCACCCCAGACGUAAAACCAACCAGCCCCCCUGACUAUUCCCCCUCCUCUGGACCUGAUGCCCUCCUCGCUAUGGCAACUAGCAGGGCCAGUAACCAGCCAGCAGGUGGGAAUGUUGCAUUGAAAACUGAUGCCAACCAAAGAACUGAAGAAAGUGUACACAGACAAUUGAGAGGGAUGAACGGAAGCCAAUUAGAGUCAUACAAGCCUCUUUCCUGGAAGACGGAACAUAAUGUAACCCGUGUUGUGGAGAGAAGAGCUCAGAGUGUUGAGGAACUGGACCAGCGAUCCUCUAUCACUCAUCAAGCUCUCCUUAAGAACUUUUCUUUCUCAACCGGUGGAGAAGUGACCCCCAGCAGACAUGUGCUCCAUGCUCCUGUCCCCUGCCGUCCUCAACCAACCAAGAGCAGCCCUGCUACUGUCAAUUGGCCCUUUUCUGAAUCCUCUGACUUGGUUAAUCCAGCUGCUUCAGCGACCAGUCUGGUGGCGCAACCUUCUUCCAAACCAAACCUGCUACGCUUUCCCAACCUGAUCCCAACUAGCCAACAUACCAGCUCUAGAAGUCAGGUUUCUGGGUCUCCCUGGCACAAGCAGAGUACCCAUCAACCCCCUGCCAAAGAGCCAACUGUGGUGUUCAGGUUGAUGUCAGAGCAAGAUGUCAGAGAUGUAGCGCGUCAAACUAAGCCCCAGGAGAAAAAGGACAUCCCACCAUUGAAGACUGAGAGGGUCUCUGGAGAGCUUAGAGAGGCGUUUGAUGGGCCUCUGGACCUUUCGGAUCAUGGAAAGUCCAAAUCCAGCCAAAUACCAACAGAUGAUUCACCCUUAGCCUUACAAACUGGAGAGAGAGCACAGAGAUGUCCUGACAUGGAUGGGAAGGCAAAUCCACACAGACCAGUAUCAUCACCGUCUCCUGUCGUAACUCCCUCAUGCCCCUCUAUCCCACCAGUCAAUCAACAAGAGGAAGAGUCUGCCAGUGACCAUAACCACAAGCAGGUAAUCAAAGAGCAGGAGCAGAAAGAGGAGGCGAAUGGGAAGACAGACCAAUGCGGGAACGGGAAGAAGGUGCCUGUCCUCACUAUAUCAUUAUGUCCAGUAGUGGCGCUGGAGACUAUGAAUUCUGCUCUGCAGAAAUCCUUACUAUCAAGUGGAAAGUCAUCGUCGCCAGCAGCUGAGCCGAGAAGCAGCUCAGAUGAGCAGGAUGAGGACGAGAGUGUGUCAGGACAAGAAAACAGUCAAGGAUGCAAGAGAAAGAUUGCAUCUGUGGAGACAGAAACCGACAGAGACUCGGAAACAGACCACAUCCAGCAGGAGAGGAAGAUCAAGAUCACUUUGAGAACUGAGGGGAAGAGCCCCGGCUAAAGAGCAUGAUAUCACAUUGUGAUCUCACGUAAACCUGCAUCAACUGACUUACAUAUUACUUUGAUCUUGAAGUUGAUUAGCAGACAUUGGAGUAUUUACACCAGCAAACAUGAAGCAACCUUCAUUAAUUUGCAUUCAUUAGGAGUCAUGUUUCUGGCAACCUGAUGAAUGUAAGGUAAUGUGGGGUUUAAGGUCUUUUUUUGUGCUGAAAACAGCUGCCUGCUGUGGCUGAAAAUGAAACUGAUAAGAGUGGUGAGCCGAAACAGUAAAGUUCUGGGCCAUAAAAUCAAAACAAUGACUUAAAACAACUUUUUUUUAAAUAGCGUGCCCCCUUUGAAAUAUAUUUUUUUGGGCCAAGUACCCCUGCCCAGCGUAAAAAUAUUUUUGGUAGAAAUAAAAAACCUGUCUAUGUAAAGAAGCAUACAUAUACAUACAGAACUGCACCAUACACUGUAACUGAAAACACUUAAAUGCUACAUUUCAAAUAUUAUAU
Sander lucioperca (pikeperch) is the source of this 2469-nucleotide messenger RNA. RefSeq names its product retinoblastoma binding protein 8-like (gene rbbp8nl). Gene Ontology annotation, molecular function: double-strand/single-strand DNA junction binding; damaged DNA binding; flap-structured DNA binding. The coding region runs from base 195 to 1976 and encodes 593 amino acids. NCBI's taxonomy places the organism in Eukaryota, Metazoa, Chordata, Actinopteri, Perciformes, Percidae. Gene Ontology annotation, cellular component: site of double-strand break. Gene Ontology annotation, biological process: DNA double-strand break processing involved in repair via single-strand annealing; double-strand break repair via homologous recombination. The transcript has 14 exons. The record is from RefSeq and is a predicted model, not a curated record.